Molecule: messenger RNA, 3192 nt
Organism: Varanus komodoensis (Komodo dragon)
Lineage: Eukaryota; Metazoa; Chordata; Lepidosauria; Squamata; Varanidae
Gene: HSF2BP
Product: heat shock transcription factor 2 binding protein
Exons: 8
Coding region: 54-1019 (321 amino acids)
Cellular component (GO): cytosol
Source: RefSeq, a predicted model, not a curated record
CAUUUUGAAAAGCAUUCGUAGAAGUCGCUGGCCUUCUUGCCCGCAAAGCUGAGAUGGAAGGGGAAUUUGUGAAAGUCAGAAAGAGAGCUUUGGAAAGACUGACAACUGAAGUGAUGCAAAUGCAUGACAUUUUGCCCAAAAUAUUGAAUGGUGAUAUCAUAGAGAAUUUUCAGAAAUUAGAUGCUGUUGAAGCAAUUGUAGAAAAGAAAGAUCUUGAACUGGAGCAAUUAAGAAUGGAUUGUGAACACUAUAAAGCCCGCUUUGAAGCAGCCCAAGCAGACUGUAUGAAAGAAAGAAAGGGAAAAAUAACUGCUAUACAGCAGUUGCAUGAGGCAAAGCAACAAUUACUGCAACAAGCUGAAUACUGUACAGAAAUGGGCGCUGCAGUGUGUACAUUGUUAUGGAGUGUCUCUAGCAAUGAAGAUGCAGUCAAAACUAUCCUAGGAAGUAGUAAAGCUGUAAAAUUUUUUAAUAUUGCUGGCCAGACAAUGGAGAGUUUUGUGCGAUCAUUAACUGAAGAUAUGAAACAGCAGGAUUUGGAUUCUGAUGAAAGUCAGUUUGUGUUAGGUUUGGCGGGAAUCAUUACAAAUGUUGCAGCUUUAGCAUGUGGUCGUGAAUUCCUGAUUAAUUCAAGUCAAGUAUUGUUGGAUACAACAAUGCAGCUUCUAGGAGACAUGAAGCCAGGAUGCUGCACCAAACUGAAAGUGCUGAUGCUGAUGUCCUUAUACAACGUUAGUAUCAAUGUGAAAGGGUUGAAUUACAUCAGUGAAAGUGCAGGGUUCUUCCCAUUACUCUGGUGGCUACUGAAUGAUCCAGAUCCAGAAGUAUGUCUUCAAGUUCUGCGCCUUCUCCAGUCAGUGAUUUUGGAGCCAGAAAUUUUAACCAAGUCAGCUCCUGAAAUGCGUGACUCCUUGCCACUUCCACGUAUCCUUAUGCUAUCAAAGAGUCGCAAUGCAGAUCUACAAAUCCUCGCCCAAGAAUUGCUUGAGGACCUUAAAGUAUUAGAUUGUGAAAAGUAAGGUUGUGUGCUGUAACAAUUUGCAACAUGGUGUACAUGCAUAGCAAAUAAUCUACUGUGUGUACUUCGGUAUGUGUAUGUGAUCACUAUUCCAGCAGAAAAGGAAGUAAAAUGCACCACAAACAGCACACAUCAUGCUUUCCAGCUAGACAUGUACCAGACCACCACAAAUAAUGACUCUGCAAAUAAUCUGAUUUCAUCAGAAAGCUUUGUAAAGGUUAAGUUAAAAAAUAGUAACCAUUACUUAUAAUAGGUUUUUGUUUUGGGGUUUUUUGUUUUUUGCGUCCCAUCACUAGCUUGUUAGGGGUAAAAUCAAGCAAUUUUUCAUUGGAUUCAUUUUCAUGCCUUAAGAGUAGCAACCUGAUCUUUUGGACUACAGCUUCAAUAGUAUCUUGUAAGUGGUUGGGUUGUGUUGAGUUGAUGUAAAAUGUGUGAAGAAUACCAGGUUGCCUACUUCUAUUCCACUCCUGUCAGAUUGAGAAUAGCCUUUAAUGUCCCUUCUUUUGGUAUCAAAAGAGAAGUGCUUAAUUUCAAAUUCUAAUAAAUGAGAAAGAACCCCAAUAAUUUAACUUUAUUUUUCAUUCAAUUUUUGCAAAUUAAAUUAGCAACAGCCCCCGCCCUCCCCCCCCAGGUCUGAGCGCCUGUGGCCAGAGAGCCCUUUGUAUUUCUUGGCUGCCAUGGGCUUACUUAGGGGUGGUAAAGAUGAAGGGAGGGAUCCCUUUUUUGUAAGGGAUCAACUGGGGAGCAGUGUCUCCUCUGUUCCAGCCACUACUGCUUUUCUGUGGUCCCCAUCUUCCCUGAAAAGCGCACCAGUGGCUCCUCCUGUGCUACUCUGAGCAGAGUAGCGGUGGUGACCAGUGGGUACCAAUGGUAAAGAAGCAGUGCCACGGCUGCUACUCUGGGCUCACCUCUGCCAUCAUCAUCCCCCCUCAGGGUAGCUCAUGUGAAGCAUUGACUGGCCCUUACUCGCCUAGUGCUUCUAUCCUAUGCUGCAGAACAUAAAAUAUGUUUAAGCGGAGGCCGGUAUCAAUUACAGCCCUGUAAGGCCGAUGGAUCCCAGCAUGUAGUCAAUACUGACAUUGGGCCUGAUUAUCAGCAGGGUCAAAGAUUCCAUGAAUAUGAAGAUCUGUGAGUGACAUUCACAUUAAGAAACUUAACACAUUUUGACUAUGCUUUGCUAGAAUGAGCAGAGAGCUACUGACCUUCCACAUAAAUCUGCUGCCUUUGUACACUUUCUUGUACUCUGAUAGUAUAUUGUCUAAAGUUACAACGCAGCCCUCACUGGGGCCGGGGCCAGGUGCUGUAGUUUUAAUGUGGAACAUCUUGCCAUUAGUAUCUUGAUCUACUCCCCUCUGUUAUCUCUGACCGGAGAGCACCUCCCUUCUUGCACUAUAAACCCACUUUUGUUUGUGUGAUGUAGAGACGCUGCCAUUUUCCUAACUCACUAUUUCACAGCUUUAAAUUUUUGAUCCCCAGUGAUGUGAUGGAUGGCUAUUACAGUGAUUAAUUUAUGGGCAGGAUUAAUUACGAUGGUCUGUCCACUAAAUGUCAUUCUUCCUUGUGUGCUUGUCUUUCUGAGUGAGAAAUUACAUGUGUGGAGGGCAGAGGACACCACAGAAUUAACAAAUAACGAAUGGGUACCAGACCAUGAUCAUUCUUCCUAGCCCUGCUGCACUUCUCUCAAUUGAAAACCCUUCAUGUAAUACUUUAUGGUACUAUACUUCCUAAUACACAUACCCUAUAGUUUCAUUUUGACUCUGCCAGUUAUUUGUGCAUUUUUAGGAACUCUUGUAAUCCUUAAAACAUUUUAAGUUAAGCUAUUUUAGUACAUUCCAAUGUUCUUGUGUGAUUAAUUGCAGCUUCUGAAUCUCAGAUAUUAUAAAAGUUGCAAACUUGGUGAAGAUACAGUUACAUUGAGAAAAACUUGUGUUCUUAAGCCUGUUUUUAUGGAAAAUGCAACAUAGUUCUUAAUGUAUGAAAAUGUACUGCUGUUAGUAAUUGUAUCUCUUUAUUCCAGAAAUUUUAAUGCUUCCCCCAGUCAUAAUGAGUGAUCAUUUGUACUUUAAACCAUUAGAGGCUGAAGAGGUAAUGGGGUGAAUUAAACUACAUCUGGUUAUGUGUAAGCUACAUUUGUCUCUUAAUCUUUCAGAUGAUUUAAAUAUGGUGUUCAUUAA